UAAUUUAUUUAUUUAAAAACGCCCAUAUUCCCGAAAGAGAUUCUGCUGCGUUGCGUUGUAACUUUAAAGGGUUUUUUCAUUUGUUCGAAGCUUCACUUGUUCAGUUCAGCGCUAAGCAGGAGAGAACAAAGAAACAGAAACGAUGCCGUGCCUCAACAUCUCCACCAACGUCUCCCUCGACGGCGUCGACACCUCCUCCAUCCUCUCCGAAGCCACCUCCACCGUCGCCAACCUCAUUGGAAAACCCGAAGCCUAUGUGAUGAUUGUACUGAAAGGGUCAGUGCCCAUAGCCUUUGGUGGGAAUGAGCAGCCUGCGGCUUAUGGUGAAUUGGUGUCCAUUGGUGGUCUUAACGCCGACGUGAACAAGAAGCUUAGCGCCGGAAUUGCUUCAAUUCUUGAAAACAAGCUGUCUGUGCCGAAGUCAAGAUUCUUCCUGAAAUUCUAUGACACCAAGGGUUCCAACUUUGGAUGGAAUGGGUCUACAUUCUGAAUUCCAUGAUCCUUUUGUUGUGGUGCCUUGAACCUGUUGGAGUCUUUGAACUGUCACCUCUACUAUUAUGUCAACACUUGAUAUUUUAUGUCAUGUUAUAAGUUCUCUGCAUUUUUGUUUGCCCCAUUUGGGACAUCAUGCAACUGUAAGGUGAUUAACUGAGGUCAAAUGAGGGUGUUCAUAAAUGCUUAUGCUACAUUUUGUACUAAUACUAUUUGGCACCACCAGAAAUGAAUGUGUUGAUGAUGCGUUACGGGUUAAA
Messenger RNA from Arachis stenosperma, 752 nucleotides. RefSeq lists its product as uncharacterized. Bases 143 to 490 code for a protein of 115 amino acids. Gene Ontology annotation, molecular function: phenylpyruvate tautomerase activity. The record is from RefSeq and is a predicted model, not a curated record. The transcript has 3 exons. Lineage: Eukaryota; Viridiplantae; Streptophyta; Magnoliopsida; Fabales; Fabaceae.